UAAGAUGGCGUCGGCGCACACACGGGCGAGUCUGGACUCUGCAGGCGGAUAAGAAAGUGAACACCGAGGGCGCCGAUUUAGACAGACAUUGCAAAAACGUGCAUACCGCAGUAAUAUUAAAUUUAUCAUGUUGGGUUCCAUGCACGGCUAGAAAAGACCCACCCUCGCCUUGGUAUGGAGCCCCCGGACCGCAGCGAUGAUAGCAGGCGGGACCGUCCUGCGGAAGAUGCACAGGCCCGGAGCGCAGAGGUGGAUGAACUUUGGGACUCCAGCGAGGGAGAGGAUGCCCCGUACAACACGUCUCCGCCCUGCACCCCCCGGCAGAUGAAACGCAUGUCUGGCAAGCACCAGAGGAACGCCUCCGGCAGGUCGGCAGGGCGCUCGCCCAACAAGGCGGAGAAGGCGGCCCCUGCCAGCCAGGCCGCCAGCAGAGAGAGGGAGAGCGCCAAGCCCUCGGAGCCGCCGGAGGCGCCCAGCUACCGGCAGGACAAGAAGCAGCGGGCCAACCUGCGCUCCAACGAGCGCGAUCACAAGAAGACCUUCGAGGGCUCGUUCAUGCUGGACCCCCUGUCCAAGUCCGCCCCCUUCGGAUCGCUGGGCAUGGACCCCCGGAAGCCCUACCUGAGCCUGGGGUGCGGCAGCGCCAAGCUCCUGGUCACCAUGCCCCACCCGCUGGCCCGCACGCACCGGCAGACGUCCCGCACGGACUGCCCCGCCGACCGCCUCAAGUUCUUCGAGACGCUGCGGCUGCUGCUGAAGCUCACCUCCAUGUCGUCCAAGAAGAAGGAGCGGGAGCGGGAGCAGCGGGGCCUGGAGAACACCGGCUUCCUGGGCCAGAACAACGAGGUGAUCUGGCUGGAGCUGCAGGCCUGGCACGCCCGCCGCAGCGUCACCGACCAGGACCUCUACCUCUUCACCGCCCGCAAGGCCAUCCCCGACAUCAUCAGCGAGGUGCUCAACUUCCGCGUGGACUUCCGCAGCCUGAGCGGGGCGGGGCCCGAGGCGGGGGACGCGGGGGACGCCGGGCGCCUUCUGGGGAUGGUCGCGGGCCGCCUGGGGGGUGAGGGGGCGGUGGCGGAGGCCGGCGUCGGGACAGACGACCCUCAGGCCGCUUUCGGCGAGUGCGCGUCGGGGACGGUCGGGGUGUGGGCGGGAGAGGGGGAGGGGGCGGGGGCGGGGGCGGGGGCUGACGACCCGUCCACGCCCCUGGGCGGGGCUCCGGACUGCCGGGAGCACCUGCAGCGGCAGCGGCUGGCCUUCGAGCAGGUGAAGCGGGUGAUGGAGCUGCUGGAGUCGGUGGAGGCGCUGUACCCGUCGCUGCAGACGCUGCAGAAGGACUACGAGAAGUACGCGGCGCCCGACUUCCAGGCCAGGGUGCAGGCGCUCUGCCUGUGGCUCAACAUCACCCAGGACCUCAACCAGAAGCUGCGCAUCAUGGGCACCGUGCUGGGCCUGCGCGACCUGUCCCGCCUGGGCUGGCCCGUCUUCGACAUCCCCUCCCCCCGCUGCUCCCGCGGCAACGAGGACGACGACGAGGACGAGGAGGAGGAGGAGAACGACUCCACCGCCACCUUCACGGCGGACAGCGACCCCGAGGAGGGGCCGGAGGGACCGGAGGGGCAGGGGGAGGGAGAGGGCGAGGGCGAGGGGGAGGGCGAGACGUCGCCCUGCCUGACGCCCAAGCUGGCACGGCUGCUUUCGGAGGACGAGCUCCUGGUGGUGGCCGGGGGCGGGUCGCAGGAGGUGACGGCGCCCCCGGAGGGUGGGGCGAGCGGGGGGAGCCGCUACUGCCCCACCUCCAUCUACAGGCCCUUUGUGGACAAGGCCCUGAAACAGAUGGGCCUGCGCAAACUCAUUCUGAGGCUCCACAAGCUGAUGGACAGGUCCCUGCAGAGGUCCCGCGCUGCGCUGCUCUUCCACACCCCUCCACCAGAGUUCUCCGAGUUCCCAGACCCCCUCCUGUACAGCGACUACCUGCCGGAGCUCUCGCGCCACCUGUCGUGUGGCGGCCGGGGGCUGGGGGACGCGGGAACGGAGCGGGUCUCGUGGGUGGAGCUGCUGGCCAUGGAGCUGCCCUCCUUCCAGCCCGCGUUCCUGGUGCUGUGCCGGGUUCUGCUCAACGUCAUCCACGAGUGCCUGAAGCUGCGUCUGGAGCAGAGGCCUGCCGGAGAGCCCUCGCUGCUCAGCAUCAAGCAGCUGGUGCGCGAGUGUAAGGAGGUGUUGAAGGGGGGGCUCCUGAUGAAGCAGUACUACCAGUUCAUGCUGCAGGGCGUCAUCGCCGACCCUGAUGGCUUGCAGGCCAACGCCAACAUCGACGACUUUGAGGAAGACCUCCACAAGAUGCUUAUGGUGUAUUUCGAUUACAUGCGCAGCUGGAUCCAGAUGCUGCAGCAGCUGCCCCAGGCCUCCCACAGCCUUAAGAACCUGCUGGAGGAAGAGUGGAACUUCACCAAGGUCAUCACCCCCUACAUUAGGGGCGGCGAGGCCCAGUCUGGAUGCCUCUUCUGUGACAUAGCUGGCAUGUUGCUCAAGUCCACUGGAGACUUCCUGGAUGCAGGCCUGCAGAAGAGUGGUGAUGAAUUCUGGGAAAGUGCAGAUGACAGCACUGCCUCUGAUGAGAUUAGGCGAUCGGUCAUCGAGACGAGCCGUUCUCUGAAAGAGCUUUUCCACGAGGCCCGCGAACGGGCGUCCAAAGCGCUCGGCUUCGCCAAGAUGCUCCGCAAGGACCUGGAGAUUGCGGCCGACUUCAGCAUCGCUGCCGGAAUCCCCGGCCUCCUCAGUGCCCUCAAAGCAAAGAACUGCGUCAAGGUCCAGAUCCCGGGAUUGGAGGAGCUCCAGGUGUUCGUCCCGAGCGGCCUGGUCUCCCAGCGCCCCGUCAUCCUCCAGCUCCUCAACGCGGCGGCCGGGAAGGACUGCUCCAAGGAGCACGACGAAAUGGCGGACGACGAGGCCUACCUGCUCAUGAGCAAGCAGGGAGCCGGGGACUCGCCUACGGAGGCCGACUGGGCGCGGUGGGAGGGAGCCCUGCUGAAGCUGGUGCCUCAGACGGAGACUGUGGACACUCUGAGGGCCAUGAAGGUGGAUAACCUGCUGCUGGUGGUGAUGCAGUCGGCUCACCUGCUGACCCAGCGCAAGGCCUUCCAGCAGUGCAUGGAGGACAUCCUCACCCUGCGGCGAGAGCAGACGUCCAGCCAGCCCCUCAUCGCUGGAGCCUUGGAGCAGCUUAAGAACGAGGCCCUUCAGCUGUGCAUUAAAAUCAACACGGCCAUCGACCGGGUGGAGUACAUGUUCACGUCUGAAUUCGAAGCCGAGGUGGAGGAGUCGGAGUCCGCCACUCUGCAGCAGUACUACAGAGAAGCCAUGAUCCAGGGCUACAACUUUGCCUUCGAGUACCACAAGGAGGUGGUGCGCUUGAUGUCUGGGGAGUUUCGCCAGAGGAUAGGCGAUCGGUACAUCGCCUUCGCCCGAAAGUGGAUGAACUAUGUCCUGACAAAAUGCGAGAGUGGGAGGGGCACACGACCCAGAUGGGCUACUCAAGGCUUUGACUUUCUGCAGGCGAUUGAACCUGGUUUUAUUUCAGCACUGCCUGAGGACGACUUCCUGAGUCUGCAGGCCCUAAUGAACGAGUGUAUUGGUCAUGUGAUCGGGAAGCCUCACAGUCCUGUCAGUGGCCUCUACUUCGGGUCGAGGAACAGCCCCCGGCCCGUGAAGGUACCCCGCUGUCACAGCGACCCCCCGAAUCCCAACCUGUUCAUCCCAAACGCAGAGAGCUUCAGCUCUCGGAGUCUCCCCUGCGACCUUCGGACCCCGCUGUGCCCCACGGGCCCCCGCCCAGCCCCUGUGGGCCUUGGGGAACCAGGCCACUCCAAACCACCCUGCAGCACCCCCAAUGACCUCAGAGGAUCUAAUCUCCACGAGAACGACCGGCUGUCUUCGGUGGCAGCGGAGUUCAAAUCCCUGAGCCGCCACUCCAGCCCCACAGAGGACAGAGAAGAGCCGUCAUACCCAAAAGGAGACCCUAGCACCUCGGCCAGACGGAGCUGGGAGCUUCGCACCUUCAUCAGCCAGUCCAAGGAUACAGCCGCCAGGCAGAGCCCGAUGGAGGCUGUCCGCCGCUCCAUCCGCUCCUUCGAGGAGAAGCGCUACGCCAUCAUGAAGCAGCGCAACAUAAUCGGCCAGGUGUGCCACACGCCCAAGUCCUACGACAACGUCAUGCACGUGGGCCUGAGGAAGGUCACCUUCAAGUGGCAGAGAGGCAACAAAAUCGGUGAGGGUCAGUAUGGGAAGGUAUACACCUGCAUCAACGUGGACACUGGAGAGCUCAUGGCCAUGAAGGAGAUCAGGUUCCAACCUAAUGACCACAAAACCAUCAAGGAGACGGCGGACGAGCUGAAAAUCUUCGAAGGAAUCAAACACCCCAACCUGGUGCGCUACUUCGGAGUGGAGCUCCAUCGGGAGGAGAUGUACAUUUUCAUGGAGUACUGUGAUGAAGGGACUCUGGAGGAGGUGUCCCGACUCGGCCUGCAGGAGCACGUGAUCCGUCUCUACAGCAAGCAGAUCACCACGGCGAUCAACGUGCUGCACGAACACGGCAUCGUGCACCGCGACAUCAAGGGAGCCAACAUCUUCCUGACAUCAUCGGGCCUGAUCAAGCUGGGUGACUUUGGCUGUUCAGUCAAGCUGAAGAACAACGCUCAGACCAUGCCAGGCGAGGUGAACAGUACCCUGGGAACAGCAGCGUACAUGGCUCCUGAGGUCAUCACCAGAGCAAAGGGCGAAGGUCACGGGCGAGCGGCAGAUAUCUGGAGCCUGGGGUGUGUCCUCAUCGAGAUGGUAACGGGGAAGAGGCCAUGGCACGAGUACGAACAUAACUUCCAGAUCAUGUACAAGGUGGGCAUGGGCCACAAGCCGCCCAUCCCAGAGAAACUGAGCACCGAAGGGAAGGACUUCCUGGGUCACUGCCUGGAGAGCGACCCCAAACAGCGCUGGACCGCCAGCACUCUGCUGGACCACACCUUCGUCAAGGUUUGCACAGAUGAAGAAUGAAGAAUGAGUGUCCUGGACUUUCUCGCCUUUAAAAAAAAAAAAAGA
This is a messenger RNA of Anguilla anguilla (European eel), 5091 nucleotides long. It is a transcript of the gene map3k4, whose product is annotated as mitogen-activated protein kinase kinase kinase 4. The transcript has 27 exons. Gene Ontology annotation, molecular function: protein kinase activity; ATP binding. The coding region runs from base 175 to 5046 and encodes 1623 amino acids. NCBI's taxonomy places the organism in Eukaryota, Metazoa, Chordata, Actinopteri, Anguilliformes, Anguillidae. The record is from RefSeq and is a predicted model, not a curated record. Gene Ontology annotation, biological process: protein phosphorylation; MAPK cascade.